Molecule: messenger RNA, 2254 nt
Organism: Closterium sp. NIES-67
Lineage: Eukaryota; Viridiplantae; Streptophyta; Zygnematophyceae; Desmidiales; Closteriaceae
Source: the annotation of a GenBank genome assembly
UCCCGCGCCGUGGGGUUUAGACUCUAAUUAGUUAGGUAGGUCCGUCUCAACCGCGGCGACCGCCAUACACUUAUCACAGGCGUAUCGCGCCGAAGGCUGGUCCAAUCUAAUGGCCGACGUUUCUCGUCAGCCCGACUCCGCGGCUCAGCCGUUGGAUCCCGUCCUGGUGGAGGGUGCUCUCUUUUUCCGGCCAGAAGAGGACAAUCGAGGAAUAGCGGACACUGUGGAAGGGGCGCAAGCGACCGGGGAACACCAGCGGCAGGAUCAGAAGCAACAGCAGAAGCAGCAGGAGCAAGGGUCGCGAAAUUUCCCUUCCGAUGGGCGCGAUCCGGCGCAUGGGGAGGGUAGAUGGUCCUUUCGUUUGACUCAUAAUAGCGAGGGCAGGCCAAGAGAGUUGGCCGACUCUGCUGUGACUACAACGGUGGAACAACGUGAGAAUACAGAGCUGAGAAGCACGCCAGCCGAUUUAGGGGUGCGAUUGCCAGCAAUCAACGUGAGAACGAGGAACGGCAGCAGUAGCUGGGAGCAGCAGGAGUCGACCGUUGAUUCCCUGUCGUCCACUGACAGCGCGUCCGCGUUAAGAGCUUCUUCAGCCAUAGAAGCAGCCCAUGCAGACCCCCUGGCAGUGUACCGGCGAGCGGUGGCUAAACUGGUGGCGUUUGGGUUCAACGGGAAGGAGAUUAACGACCAUGCGCGCCGACUCAUCGCCUUGGGAGCGGGCGCCGUGGUGCUCUUCUCCCGCAACUUCACCAGCCCCCACCAGCUCGCCUCUCUCUGCGCCGACCUCAAGCGGGCGGCGUUCCCUCGGCGGCUUCUCAUCAUGGUGGACCAGGAGGGCGGCAGAGUCACCCGCCUCGGCCCGCCCUUCACUCACAUCCCCGCCGCCCGCACCAUCGGCCUUUCUCGAAACCCUAAUCUGGCCCGCGCUGCUGGUCGUGUUUUGGGCCGGGAGCUUAGGUCUGUGCACAUAGACAUGGACUUAGCGCCGGUGUUGGACGUAGAUACUAACCCUAAGAAUCCGGUUAUAGGGGCUCGGUCGUUUAGUCGAGACCCGGGUGUUGUGUCCCAAAUGGCGUAUGAGCUUAUAAGGGGUAUGCAGGGGGAAGGGGUAGCGGCAUGUGUGAAGCAUUACCCAGGGCAUGGGGAUACGUCCCUAGAUAGCCACCUGGCGCUGCCUUAUUCGUCACACGAUUUGAGCCGGCUUGAGUCAGUAGAGUUAGUGCCGUUCGCGCGGGCGGCGGUGGAUGCUGACGUGGCAGCGGUGAUGGUCGCCCACGUGGCAGUGCCUGCUCUUGCGACGUGGCAGCCUCCUCCGUCCAUGGACGACCUACCAGAGAGUGUGAAACGUGGCAUGAUGAGUCCGUGCUGGGGGCUGUUCUCUCCGCACAGGAGGAGGAGGCGGCAGUGGGACGAAGCGAGGAGAGAAGCUGACGAGACCCUGGGAUUGCCGCGAUCACACUCGGAUUCUGACUUGACGAGCCAUACCAGUGCUACUAGCAGAAGCAACGGCAGCAGCAGCAGAAGCAGCAGGGUAACCACCGCUGGUAACACGGUAACAUCUCACGUAUCACCAUCAACGGCACAGGUGCAGCCACACCAGCAGUCUACCCCUCACCCGAGCCACGCCCCUCCGCCCAACCACACCCCUUCCCCCAACCCCUCUCCCCUGGCUGCCUUUGGCUCCGGACCCCCAGCCACGCUGUGCCCCGGCGCCCUCUCCUAUCUGCGCCUGGAGAUGGGCUUCGAAGGGGCCGUGCUCUCAGACUGCCUGGAGAUGGGCGCCAUAGUGAAGCACGUGGGUGUGGAUGAGGCAGCAGUGCUGGCUGUGGCGGCUGGGGUUGACCUGGUGCUGGUUUGCCACACGGAGAGCAGGCAGGUGGAGGCUAUUGAUUCGCUGGCGAAAGCGCUGCAGUCUGGACGGCUCGCGGUGAGAAGGUUUCGGGCAGCUUCCCGGGCAGUUGAUGCGCUCGCGCGAAUGUUUUGGCGGCCGCCCCCGCCGGAGGGGAGUGAGUUGGAGGAGAGGUAUUGGGAGCAGGAGCAGCGGGUGGUGGGGUGCAGGGAGCACAGGGAGGUGGUGGGUGAGAUAGAGCACGAGGCUCUGGUGCGGGGAGGGGAGAGUGACGAGGGGAACGGGAGGGAGAGGAAGGGGGGAGGUCGGCGGUGUAGCAUCUCGUAGUGAUUGCCAUUCAUGUAGUGCGAUUAUGAUCAUGGCAUUUCUCUGAAAGUGCUUGUUGUAUUUGCAAAUUGCAAUGAU